This is a messenger RNA of Brassica napus (rape), 1086 nucleotides long. RefSeq lists its product as uncharacterized. The transcript has a single exon. NCBI's taxonomy places the organism in Eukaryota, Viridiplantae, Streptophyta, Magnoliopsida, Brassicales, Brassicaceae. The record is from RefSeq and is a predicted model, not a curated record. The coding region runs from base 320 to 862 and encodes 180 amino acids.
UUCAAUCGAUAUGUUCUCUGUUUCGUUGCUAGUUGAUUCCGUUUGAUUAGGUCGUUGAUUCCGGAUAGAGUAGGUCGUUGAUUCCGUUUGAGUAGUUCGUUGAUUCCGUUACAGUAGCUCGUUAAUACUUAGUUUUUGCUGAUGAUUAUACGGUUUCUACUGGGGUUUUUGGUUGAAUUCAAACCGCUAACUAAUUUGUUUUUAAGCUCGUUCACUCUUCUUUUAACUUUCUCUUAUUAGUUCUCGUUGAAAUCGUUUUUUGAUGAUGAUUAUUGAUGUCUAGCUAUGUUCUUACUUAAUUUCUUUCAGGUUAUCGAAAAUGGGACAAGAUUACAGCUAUAGUCAGCCCUCUUCAUCAUCAGAGUCUCUAGACAUAACCUCUCUUCUUGAAGCCGAAUGUCAGAUGUACGCGGAUGAAGCUGACAGUGGCUACUGCAAUUCAUUGCCGGUUCAGUACCCACGUCAACCAGAGGCUGAUGAUGGAAUUCCCACGACAUGUUACUGUGGAGCUCAGCCUGUUCUCGGAUGCUCUUACACGUCUCAAAACCCAUACAGAAGAUACUUUACGUGCGACAAUGCGGAUGAUGGAGACUGCCACAUUUGGAAAUGGUGGGAAGUGGCAGUAAUGGAGGAGAUGAUGGAGUUUCAGAGACAACUUAGGGAUCUUAAGGUCCAACGUUAUGAGAGUGAGCAGAAGGUCCCUCACCUUGAGAAGACGGUACAAGAGCUUUCCAAGAACAAAUUAGGAGUUAAGCUAAUGGUCUGUCUGUUAGUUUUAAUAGGUUUCCUGUUAUUGAUUGUGCGAGGCAAGUUCUCUCCUCUGUUUCUUUGUAUUUUCUUAAAUUUUGAUGAAAACUUUUAAUGUUGUAUCUCAUGUUUUUUUCCAGGAAUCAUUGGAAAGGUUUCAAAGGAGAGUGUCGGUCCUCGGGAGUUUCUGUAAUAAGGUAUGAUAUUUUUUUAAAAGUCAAUACUCUUGUUGUGUUUGAAAUGGACUUUAGUUUGCUUGUAACUUGCUAUCUGCUCUGAUUUGAGUUGCUUUAAUUACAUAGUUAGGAAUUAAUUCCGCCUUGCUUUGGUGUUAAAUGA